This is a messenger RNA of Sphenostylis stenocarpa, 2754 nucleotides long. The record is from the annotation of a GenBank genome assembly. Lineage: Eukaryota; Viridiplantae; Streptophyta; Magnoliopsida; Fabales; Fabaceae.
AUGGGAAUUCAACAAUAUAUGGGUAUCAUAAAGGUUAUCUUUUGCGUCAUUUCGGUUUUUCAAAUUUUGGCCGUAAUCAGCAAUGAAGAGAAGAAAACUCAGGAAGAAUUAAUUAGCCAACUCUUUGAUCCUACAUCUGGGCUUUUAAAUGAGGAUACGGCAGAGGUACUGAGGAUCGUAUGUUGGGAAGAGUUGAUUCGAUUAAAGAAAGAAGCUGGGGAUUUUGACUUAUGCCUCUCAAAGGAAUCUGAUAGAAACACCAAUGAAUUUAGUUCAGAAAUUGGCUCAGUAGCUAGAGAAAACAUCAAAAAAAUGAUUAAUGCAUGUGAUCCUCAAUUAAAGGAAAAUGUUCUUAACUGUAUGAGAAAAAAUAAUUUCCCAUUCCAUAAUCUCAAGGAAGAGGAUAUCUCCAAGAUUUGGCAAGCAAUAUACCUGGGAUCAUUUCCAUCUAGAAGAUAUUUGGGUCAAAUUUUUCCCCAACACCACGUAUCAGACACACCAAGCAAGGGACAUGAAUUACAUACAAGUAUUAAAGCUCAAAACUCUAAUAGCAAGAACGCUAACUCUUCAAGCUCUGGAACUAGUAUAGCAAUACCAAUAGUGGGAGUACUUUUAGUUGCAAUAUUGAUCUUUUUAUGUUAUCGAUUUUGUGGGAGUGGACAAGUUAGUCAAAAUGAUGAGAGACCCCUUCUCAGCAUGAGCAUGAAUGACUACUCAGUUGGUUCUUCUUCCAAUAAUAAUAUCUUGUACAAAAAUUCAAUAAAAGAAGGACAAAUUGAGAUCCACUCAUCAAGUAUUCAAUUGGGUGAUGAGCCAAGGAACUCAGUGCAUGAAGCUCAGUUAGGAAAAGUUGCUAGUGGUUGUGCAAGACCAUCAAUGGAGCUAAAACCUCCUCCUGGGAGAGCAGUAGUAAAUGGAAUGAUUCCUUUAAAACCUCCUCCUGGAAGGCCUGAUCUUCUUCCUCCUGAACCAAUUAAGCCUCCUGAACCAAUUAAUCCUCAUGAUAAUCCCAUUGUUCCUUCUUCUUCUCCUCCUCCUUCCUCUCCCCAUUCCCCUUCUCCUGCCCCUUCUCCUUCCCCUUCUGCUCCUCCCCCUCCUCCUCCUCCUCGUACACCAGCAAGGCCUACCAAUGCUGGCCCUCCCCCUCCUCCACCUCCUAGGGGUGGCCCUAGAGGACCACCUCCUCCUCCCGGCAAAGGUCCUCGACCUCCACCACCACCACCACUAAAGGGUGGUGGUGCUGGUAAACCUUCUCCACCACCCCCUAGAAAUGGUCGAGGUCCUCCAAGAGCUCCUCCUGGUCCAGGGGAAGAAGACGGCUAUGGAGAAGGUUAUGUUCCAAAAGCUAAGUUAAAGCCUUUUUUUUGGGAUAAGGUUCAAGCUAACUCCGAUCAAGCAAUGGUAUGGAAUCAACUCAAAGCAGGAUCAUUCCAGUUUAAUGAAGAAAUGAUUGAGACACUUUUUGGCUAUAAUGCUGCUGCCAAUGCGGAUAAAGGCAAAAGCCAACCAAAAAAAGAAGCUGCCUCCCAAGCAGCUACUCCCCAAUAUAUACAAAUCGUUAACGCAAAGAAAGCUCAAAAUUUAUCUAUUCUAUUAAAAGCAUUGAGUGUAACAUCAGAAGAAGUUUGUGAUGCACUUCUUGAAGGAAAUGAGCUUCCCACAGAAUUCCUUCAAACUUUGUUGAAGAUGGCACCAACUUUGGAGGAAGAAAAUAAGCUUCUACUUUUCAAUGGUAAUGUUGCCCAACUCACCCCAGCAGAUAGAUUCCUAAAAGCCCUAGUUGACAUUCCCUAUGCUUUUAAACGAAUGGAAGCACUAAUUUACAUGGGUACUUUUCAUGAGGAUCUAAAUAAUACUCGAGAUUCGUUUGCAAUUUUGGAGGCCGCUUGUAAAAAGCUAAGAAGCAGUCGAUUAUUCCUCAAGCUUCUUGAAGCUGUUCUCAAAACUGGUAACCGUAUGAAUGAUGGAACAUUUCGUGGUGGUGCACAAGCAUUCAAACUAGACACACUACUGAAAUUAUCUGAUGUAAAAGGAGUAGAUGGAAAGACCACAUUGUUGCAUUUUGUUGUUCAAGAGAUAGUGCGCACUGAGGGCAUAAGAGCUGCACGCAUGGCAAAAGAGAACCAUAGUUUCUCUAGUAUAAAAACAGAAGACCUUCUUGAGGACAUCUCUUGUGAAUCAGAUGAACAUUAUCGUGAACUUGGCCUUCAAGUUAUUUCACAUUUAAGCACUGAACUUGAGAAUGUAAAGAAAGCAGCAGCUUUAGAUGCUGAUGGCUUAACAGGAACAACUGCAAGAAUAGGGCAUGGUCUCAUAAAAACAAGAGACUUUGUAAACAAAGACCUGAGCAACAUGAAGGAUGAUAAAGGGUUUCAUGAGACUGUGAAGAGUUUCGUGGACAAAGCUGAGGAUGAUGCUAAAAGUUUGCUAGAAGAAGAGAAGAAAAUUAUGGCUCUAGUGAAGAGCACUGGUGAUUACUUUCAUGGGGAUUCAGGGAAGGAUGAAGGGUUGAGAUUAUUUAUAAUAGUACGUGAUUUCUUGCUAAUGUUGGAUAAGGUGUGCAAGGAGAUAAAAAUUGCUGCACCAAAGAAGCCACCAGCAAAAAAUCCAAAGCAAGAAACAUCUAAUCAUUCUAGAAAACCUUCUUCCUCUGAUUCACUUCCUCCUUCUCAUGAUUUACUUCGUCAGAAAAUUUCUCCAGUAAUCGCAAAUAGGAGGACAGAUGACUUUAGUUCAGAUGAUGAGAGUCCUUAG